This is a messenger RNA of Orycteropus afer afer, 1077 nucleotides long. RefSeq names its product StAR related lipid transfer domain containing 10 (gene STARD10). Lineage: Eukaryota; Metazoa; Chordata; Mammalia; Tubulidentata; Orycteropodidae. Gene Ontology annotation, molecular function: lipid binding. The record is from RefSeq and is a predicted model, not a curated record.
AUGACUACCAGAGGCAAGAUGCUGAGGAGGAUCUGGAGAAUCAUGGAGAAAGAGAAUAGUGUUCCUGGAGUCGUACAGACCCUGCUUCUCAGGACAAUGAAAGAAGGGUUAACAUCUGCAGCCGCGUCGACGUUGUUAGAGCCUCCGCGGAACCAGGAGAGCUGGACUAAGACCAGGGCCCUGGGCCUCCUUACAUUCUCUAUGGAGAAGACAGCUGCCUCAACAGAGCCCCAAGGGCCUCGGCCAGUCCUGGGCCGGGACAGCGUCCAGGUGCCCGACGACCAGGACUUCCGCAGCUUCCGGUCAGAGUGUGAGGCCGAGGUGGGCUGGAACCUCACCUACAGCAAGGCCGGUGUGGCUGUGUGGGUGCAGGCUGUGGAGAUGGACAGGUCACUACACAAAAUCAAGUGCCGGAUGGAGUGCCGCGAUGUGCCAGCUGAGACACUCUACGACGUUUUACAUGACAUCGAGUACCGAAAGAAGUGGGACAGCAACGUCAUUGAGACUUUCGACAUCGCCCGCUUGACAGUCAACGCUGAUGUGGGCUAUUACUCUUGGAGGUGUCCAAAGCCCCUGAAGAACCGCGAUGUCAUCACCCUCCGCUCCUGGCUCCCCAUGGGUGCUGAUUACAUCAUUAUGAACUACUCAGUCAAACAUCCUAAAUACCCACCUCGGAAAGACUUGGUCCGAGCUGUGUCCAUCCAGACGGGCUACCUCAUCCAGAGCACGGGGCCCAAGAGCUGCAUCAUCACCUACCUGGCCCAGGUAGACCCCAAAGGCUCCUUACCUAAGUGGGUGGUGAAUAAAUCUUCUCAGUUCCUGGCUCCCAAGGCCAUGAAGAAGAUGUACAAGGCCUGCGUUAAGUACCCUGAGUGGAAACAGAAGCACCAGCCGCACUUCAAGCCGUGGCUGCACCCUGAGCAGAGCCCGUUGCCGAGCCUGGCGCUGUCAGAGCUGUCGGUGCAGCACGCGGACUCGCUGGAGAACAUCGAUGAGAGCGCAGUGGCCGAGAGUCGGGAAGAGCGUACAGGCGGCGCCGGAGGCGAGGGCAGCGACGAUGAUACCUCGCUCACUUGA